Andrographis paniculata is the source of this 1603-nucleotide messenger RNA. Its product is annotated as polyprenol reductase 2-like. The record is from RefSeq and is a predicted model, not a curated record. Gene Ontology annotation, molecular function: 3-oxo-5-alpha-steroid 4-dehydrogenase activity. Bases 235 to 1239 code for a protein of 334 amino acids. Gene Ontology annotation, biological process: polyprenol catabolic process; dolichol-linked oligosaccharide biosynthetic process. The transcript is spliced from 6 exons. NCBI's taxonomy places the organism in Eukaryota, Viridiplantae, Streptophyta, Magnoliopsida, Lamiales, Acanthaceae. Gene Ontology annotation, cellular component: endoplasmic reticulum.
CAAGGCAGGAGGCCUUGUGGAGAAACCUAAUCGCCCAUCUAUUCUUCCUUAGACUCAAUCUCACCUUUAGUCUCACUCCACUCGUCUCCUUCUUCGUUCCCCAUAAAAAGCCACUUCUCUUCUCUUCUCUUCUCGCUAUGGUGGUUAUCGAGCAAACUUCCAAACUGAGUUUCGGUAACGUCCCAUUUAUUCCUAACAUCCUCUUUUUUGCUCCUUGAAGCUCCGCCAUCGAAGAUGAUGUGGGUUGUGUGGCUGUUACGAGCUGGGUGGGCUGCGGCGAUUCUGCCUCAGGUCAUCGCGAUCAUUCCCUGGCAGAAACUCAAUGCGUUUCGACGAUUGAUCGUCGGAUUUGCUAACCGGGGGAAAGUUCCGCCGUCGUCUUCGAGGAAAUUCAGUGUCCCACAGAAACUCUUCACUCACUUUUACAUAGUCGGGUUCUUCUGGACUACCUUUUUACUUGCUGCCACAUGGCAUUAUGCGUACAAAACAUCCUCACUUGUUCUCGACCCAUCAAGCGUCGCUAGCCACAUUACUGGAGGUUCAAAUGGGCUUCCCUUGCAUCAAUCUCGUUCUUCAUCAAGUGAACACAGAUAUAGCAUAUGGAAAUCUGUGUUUUUGCUUUUCUUGAUGGAAACACAUGUGUUGCGACGCCUCCUUGAGAGUAUAUAUGUGUUCAAGUACAGCCCAUCAGCUCGAAUGCAUGUAGCGGGCUAUUUUGUAGGCAUCAGCUUUUAUAUAGCAGCUCCACUAUCCCUUUUGAGCAUGCAUGCCUUGGAGGUGCUCAACUACGUGGCAAAUUUAUUUUCAGAAUUUGUUGGUAAGGGGAAAGACACAAUACAAGAAACAGAAGUAGAUGUUGUGGGACUUGUGAAUCCUCUUUCGCAAUUCGAAUGGUAUGUUUGGAUUGGCACAGCUAUAUUUUUCUGGGGUUGGAUUCAUCAGCGCCGUUGCCAUGCCAUUCUUGGUUCUUUAAGGAAGAAAGGUGUAAAACCUGAUGCAUAUGUAAUCCCUCUUGGCGACUGGUUUGAAUAUGUUUCAUCUCCGCAUUAUUUUGCAGAAAUUGUCUUGUAUGCUGGGCUGGUAGUUGCUAGUGGAUUUACUGAUAUUACAAUUUGGUUACUCUUCUUAUUUGUGGUGUGUAACCUUAGCUUUGCUGCUGUGGAGACGCACAAGUGGUACAUUCAGAAAUUUGAAGACUACCCGACAAAGCGUCGAGCAAUUAUCCCUUUUAUUCUCUAAUUCCGAAACAGAGUGAGGAUGUAGUGUUAAAACUGUUUAACCAAAGGGGAGUGCCUUGGUGCAGCUACAAUAUGCAGGUCUUAUUCUUAUUGAAGGAAAAUAAUGCUUGUGUUGAACGGUUUUUUCGGCGUAGCAACAAAUAAAAGAAAAAGCGCAGGAACACGAACACGACACAGCUCAACACAGACAGGUGUAUUCUGUUGUUGUAUUAUGUAAUGACAUGUAAUAUGAAAACAAGGGGGAUUUUUCACAAUCUCAUUUCCUUCCUAUUCCAGCUAAAAUGGAGGGAUUUCUAUUUCUAUUGCUUUGAUGAUUAAAGUGUGUGUGUCUGCUGGUGUAUCCUAAGACUCAGUAAAGCAAUGGA